UCGGUAGAAAGACCAUAACGAAAGAAACCGAUUCAGGAAACUCCCGACUCACUUCAGUCUCUACUUCGUCUUCAUCAUCUCCGGUAAGCCCCUCAUCCAUCUAUCUAUAUAUACUCUCUCUCGCCAUAUAUAUUUGUUAUCAGUGUUGAUCUCAAUCAAUAAAGGUUUCAACUUUAGGGUUUUCAGGAUCAAAAUCAAGAAUUUACUCGUUUCAAUCGAAUUUUUCUAGGGUUCGAUCAAAUUCUAGGGUUAGAACACACUAAUUAAGAAAUUGAGAUUCUGGGUUUUUGUUUAAAUUACGUUAGGAACAAACCCUUUGAAAGGAUUUGAUAAUGGCAUCAUUUAGGUCAUACCCACCACAACCUCCGCCACCAUCAAAUCAAAACCCAGUAGCGCCACCUCUUCCAGGUGGUGGAAGUAGUCAGAGUAGAGGUUUUUCAAGUCAACCGCCACUUCCGCCAGCUCCUACAUCAUUCCCCCCCAACUAUCAACCAAAUUCAAACCACCAUUAUAGACCAGCCCCACCACAACCGCAGCAGGCGUAUCCGUAUCAGCCACCGCAAGUUCCACCACAGCCUUAUCCGGCAGCAGCAGCACCACCACCUAUGCCCCCAUCUGGUUCGCAGUAUUAUCCGGCAUCGCAGUAUUCACAGUUUCGUAAUUCAGUACAGCCACCUACAGUGCCUCCUCCACCAGGACCACCUCCACCUUCAUCGCCUCCGCCUCCACCUCCUCCAUCUGUUCCUCCACCUUCGCUUCCUCCACCUCCACCGCCUUCAUCGAGCUCCCAACCACAUCACCAGUCUAGAGAUAACCGGAGUAAUAAUCAUGGGCACCAUGGGCAUCAUAGAGGAGGACCUAGGGAGUCUAGUGGGUCAGGUUUGCAUGAUCAGUCAAGGCAUCAUUCGAAACAUGGGUUACCUCCUAAACAACACAAGUCAUCAGGUCCUCCACCGCCCGCAUCGCGUCCUGGUGGAAGGGUAGAGACGGAGGAAGAGAGGAUGAUAAGGAAGAAGAGAGAGUAUGAGAAACAAAGGCAAGAAGAAAAGCAUAGGCAUCAAGCAAAGGAAUCUCAAAGCUCUGCGAUGCAGAAGGCACAGAUAAUGGCUUCUGGGGCAAAGGGACAUGGAUCAAUUGUUGGGUCACGAAUGGGAGCGGGGAAAAGUACUCCAUUUUUGAAUGCAGAGAGGAUUGAGAAUCGGUUAAAAAAGCCUACCACAUUCUUGUGCAAGUUGAAGUUUAGGAAUGAACUUCCAGAUCCGACAGCACAACCGAAGUUAAUGUUAUUAAACACUAAUAAAGAUCUAUACACUAAGUACACCAUUACAUCAUUGGAGAAAAUGCACAAGCCUAAAUUAUUUGUCGAGCCUGAUCUUGGGAUACCACUUGACCUACUCGACAUCAGUGUAUACAAUCCUCCCGACACAAAACAAACUCUGGCUCCCGAGGAUAAAGAGUUGUUGCGGGAUGCUGAGUCAGCAACUCCUAUCAAACAAGACGGCAUAAAAAGGAAAGAGAGGCCUACUGAUAAAGGUCUGUCGUGGUUGGUCAAGACAGAAUAUAUUUCUCCUAUUAGCAUGGAAGCAGCAAAAACGCCCCUUAGUGAAAAACAAGCCAAAGAUCUACGAGAAAUCAGGGGAGGUCGCCAUAUUUUGGAUAAUACCAAUAACAGGGAAAAACAAAUCCAAGCAAUUAAUGCGUCCUUCGAGGCAUGCAAGUCGCGGCCAGUUCAUGCCACUAAUAAAAGGUUACAGCCUGUUGAGAUUCUGCCGUUGCUCCCGGACUUUGAUAGGAGUAAUGAUAAAUUUGUUAUGGCUACAUUUGAUGGCGAACCAACCGCUGAUUCAGAAGUGUUCAGCAAGUUGGACAAAACUACGCGUGACGUGCAUGAAUCACAGGCAAUUAUGAAGAGUUUUACAGCAUCUGGCUCAGAUCCUGCUAUGCUGGAUAAAUUUUUGGCAUAUAUGGCUCCUUCACCAGAUGAGCUUUGGAAGGAUGUCUAUGAAGAAAGUGAGGACAUUUCAUACUCCUGGGUCAGGGAGUAUCAGUGGGAUGUUCGAGGUAAUGAUGCAGAGGACCAUGCAACAUACAUUGUUGCUCUCGGUGAAGAAACCGCACGUUACUUGCCACUUCCGACAAAGCUUGUUCUAAGGAAAAAGAGGGCUAAAGAUGGUAGGUCCAAUACAGAGAUUGAGCAUUAUCCAGUACCUGCGAGUGUGACAGUAAGAAACAGACCAGAAGUUUCUGCGAAGGAGUUGGUGAAGGAUUCAGGAGAUUAUACAAAUUCAAAGGGGAAUUAUUCAAGUUCCAAACGAGGGAGGUCCGGAAACGAGGAUAACAUGCGGCAUUAUAAGUCCCCUCGAGUCCAAGAGAUGGAUAACUAUAGUGGGGGUGAAGACGAGAUGUCCGAUUGAUCUCCUAUCAAACAAGAGUUCCCUAUGUGGGUUUAGAAAUUACAGUUUUGUUUGUCAAAUGAUGUAAGAUAAUUUUGUUUUCGCCGACUGUCAGAUUCAAGAAUAGAGAAGCGAAAAUGAUACUCUGGUUUUGUAACGUUGCUGCAAUAGAAAGUUGAACGAUAUUACAAUGUUCUUCUGUCACUGUUAUCUUUAUACUCUUCCUACGUUUGUUAUAAUGCUAAAUAAGGUGAUGGUGGGCAACAAGUGUGCCAGUAGAAUCAACCUGACGCUGCUCCUGCACAGAAUCAACCUGAUGCUCCAAUCUGAAUUCUGAAGGCUGCAUUCGCAACUAAGGUGAGCAAACAAUUGUCUUUUCAGUCACACUGAAGAAUGUCUACUUUUUGAACAGUUGUAGCGUUAGUGUUGUUAUAGGUACACAUGAUUAGAGACUUCUCUUGGGACACUGAGUAGGUUGUACAUCUACAUAUUUCUCUUACAACCUUGCAACCUUUUGGUUAAUCUUUUGCCUGCAACAAUGAUAUUUUUUUGAUCAGAUAUAUAUUCGAGUGUACAAUCUGUUUAAACUC
This is a messenger RNA of Papaver somniferum (opium poppy), 2983 nucleotides long. Its product is annotated as protein PAF1 homolog. Gene Ontology annotation, biological process: transcription elongation by RNA polymerase II. Gene Ontology annotation, cellular component: Cdc73/Paf1 complex. NCBI's taxonomy places the organism in Eukaryota, Viridiplantae, Streptophyta, Magnoliopsida, Ranunculales, Papaveraceae. The record is from RefSeq and is a predicted model, not a curated record. The transcript has 12 exons. Gene Ontology annotation, molecular function: RNA polymerase II complex binding; chromatin binding. The coding region runs from base 333 to 2414 and encodes 693 amino acids.